Ochotona curzoniae (black-lipped pika) is the source of this 2764-nucleotide messenger RNA. RefSeq names its product MOB family member 4, phocein (gene MOB4). The record is from RefSeq and is a predicted model, not a curated record. The coding region runs from base 47 to 724 and encodes 225 amino acids. Gene Ontology annotation, cellular component: cytoplasm. The transcript is spliced from 8 exons. NCBI's taxonomy places the organism in Eukaryota, Metazoa, Chordata, Mammalia, Lagomorpha, Ochotonidae.
CCCCCUACAUCCGGGUACCGACUCCUGCCGCCCAGAUUCUGGCACUAUGGUCAUGGCGGAGGGGACGGCAGUGUUGAGGCGGAACAGGCCGGGCACCAAGGCGCAGGAUUUCUAUAAUUGGCCUGAUGAAUCCUUUGAUGAGAUGGACAGUACACUUGCUGUUCAGCAGUAUAUCCAACAGAACAUAAGAGCAGAUUGCUCCAAUAUUGACAAAAUUCUUGAACCACCUGAAGGCCAAGAUGAAGGGGUGUGGAAGUAUGAACAUUUAAGGCAAUUUUGUCUUGAACUAAAUGGACUUGCUGUGAAGCUUCAGAGUGAAUGCCAUCCGGACACCUGUACUCAAAUGACAGCAACUGAACAAUGGAUUUUUCUCUGUGCAGCUCAUAAAACUCCCAAAGAGUGUCCUGCUAUAGACUACACUAGACACACGCUUGAUGGUGCUGCAUGUCUUCUGAAUAGUAAUAAAUAUUUUCCUAGCAGGGUUAGCAUAAAGGAAUCAUCUGUAGCAAAACUAGGAUCAGUAUGCCGUAGGAUUUACAGAAUAUUUUCACAUGCUUAUUUUCAUCACCGGCAGAUAUUUGAUGAAUAUGAAAAUGAAACAUUUUUGUGUCAUCGGUUUACUAAAUUUGUGAUGAAAUACAAUUUGAUGUCCAAGGAUAACCUGAUUGUACCGAUUUUAGAAGAGGAGGUUCAGAAUUCAGUUUCUGGAGAAAGUGAAGCAUGAAGGGAAUCAUACAGGAAAAUGUACUGAUCACAUAAUUAACAUUAAUUAUGUACUGUAUAUAUAUCAUUUUAGACACAUCAAUCAUGUAUCCAUAGUAUAGUUUCUUUGUCUAGAAUAAGUUUUUGUAUGCUGUGUGUUGCCUUUUAAAAUGGGAAAUACUUUUUAAGUUAUUCAUGAGCUGUAUAUUCACCAGUGUGGCACUCAUGGUUUUUUAAAUAAGAUUAGUAUUAUCUGUUUAUAAUGCUUGUUAAUAAAAGAAUUUACAGUUUGGUAAAAUUGCUGCUAAACAAUCAUUGGAUCACAAUCCUCAUCAAAUAAACCCAUCUGUAAACAGGAAGAGUAAACUUGAGAUCUCGCACAAGCCAUUUCCUAAAGGGAAAGCAACGUAUUCCUUUUGUUUUGCCCCUGAGUUUAUACAUUCUAAAAAUUCUGUAGAAUAUAGACUAAACUUUUCCAAAAUGAGAUAAAAGUCUUUAAAAUUUUCUAUAGUUUUUGAUAUGCAGUUAUGACUGUGUGUAUAUCCAAACAGAAAAACAAACGAAGCAUUAGUAACUCUUAUAUAAUUUACUGUGUUGAAGUAUAUUCCAGCCAGGCCAACAUAUUUGGAAAGGAUCUACCUUUUUGCAACAGUGAAUUGUACAUACAUUUGAUGCUAAUGAUAAGGCACAUAAAAGGUAUUCCCACUGGAAACCUUCUCUUCACCCCUUUUUGCUUCCUGUAAUCCUAUGCUCCAGUCCUCUGAGAAGCCUUCCGCCAGACUGGUUUAGAGGUGGCUUAUGCCUGUUUAAACUCAUAUUAACAACUUACAGAUUUACCUCAUAUUAUCCAUUAUACUACACUACAGGAAAGAUGUGUUGGCAUAGGCUCUUUGUUUUGUGAAAGUUUUCUAACUGUUUAGAAAAUAGUCCUUAAAACCAUUUGAAUCUUAGUAAUACUAAUCUUUUCAUCUAAUCCUAGGCAGCAUUAAAGAGAGUUGAAGAACUACUGUAAUAUUUAUUUUAUACCCCUUCUUCACAAGUUUGCUUGAAUUAUAUACAUAUGUGAGGAUAUUUGUAAUAAUUUAUGGGUUCUAAGGGUGUUGAUGAAUGGCCAUACACUUUUUAGACUUUGUUGUGUUAAGGAUUGAGGUGCAGAUGUAACAAUCUAUUGAAUGCAGUUUUUCAUAGAGUACUAGAAUUUUUAUUGCCACACUGUUUGUUAAUAAGGCACUUAGAGUGGAAAAGUUAUACAUGUAGUGAAGAAAAGACUAAAACCCAUUUUCUAGAACAGAUUCAACAAAUGUGAGGAACUUCCUUUUCAUUUAAAAGUUACUUUGAAAUGAAGAUGGAAGUGUAUUCAUCUGGAUUGUCUUUUAAAUAGGAAGGAAGUUAUAUCAUAUUGUGAGACAAAUAAGCAAAGAAAAAUGUUGGUAACAGUAGCAUCGUGAGAUUGUAAAUACAUAGUUGAUGCCUUUCCAAGGCUGCCAGUUCUUUUGGCUUUGAACAGUACUGUCCCAGCAGCCAUGGUCCUUACUAGACCCCGACUCACAACUGUCUUUUCAAAGUUUUAUGUUCAUGGUGAAAGAAGUGUUGACUUUGAAAUUAUAUAUUUAUAUUAAUAUCAGUAUAAACUAAUAAUAGUAAUUUUGAACCAAACUUGCUCAAUCUUGAGAGACUAACCUACUAAGAAGUGACGGAUAACAAUGUAGCCCUUCUCUUUGGGCGUUUCUCAUAGCAGUUGCCUGUUACUUGACUAUUUUCUUGGUGAACAUGUGAACUAAGGUAGUGACUGGGACUGGUUAUCUUGCUAAGGAUUUAAAACACAUUUUAAAUAAUAUGACUUAGUGUUAACUGAGAAAUAAAAUAUGAUUUUUUUGGUAUUCAUUCCAUCUUCCCUGUACUGUGUUUGGAUUUGAUCAUAAAAAAAUCUUCGAAAGAAAAUGCCAGUUUGUAGUCUUGCUUUUGUAUUCAUAUUGAUAUCUCACUAAUAGUAUUUGUUGCACUGUUGAAGUUGAUUCACAAACUAGGUAAUAACUAAAUAAAAAUUUCUGUCUUUCUUUAA